Molecule: messenger RNA, 315 nt
Organism: Hirsutella rhossiliensis
Lineage: Eukaryota; Fungi; Ascomycota; Sordariomycetes; Hypocreales; Ophiocordycipitaceae
Exons: 3
Coding region: 1-315 (104 amino acids)
Source: RefSeq, a predicted model, not a curated record
AUGUCCCUGUCCCCAGAGCCAUUGCCACCCUUUCGGUAUCGCCAGCCGCAAAUGGCAUGCGUCGAGGACGUUGAGAAGUAUGUUCCUGGCGGCUACCACCCGGUCGAUAUUGGAGACGUGAUCCAUACAGGCGAGCAAUCCUACCAAAUUAUCCACAAGCUCGGCCACGGCGGCUCCUCGACGGUCUGGUGGCCAGUGCUGUGUCGUUUCUUCAUCAUUACGGUGUCUGUCACGGCGACCUUACUGCAUCCAACGUUGCAUUCGAGCUGCCAGACAUUCAAUCCAUGUCCUCAGCCCAGAUUCGUCAACUUUUAG